Messenger RNA from Cryptomeria japonica (Japanese cedar), 3572 nucleotides. Its product is annotated as pentatricopeptide repeat-containing protein At2g22070. The transcript has a single exon. The record is from RefSeq and is a predicted model, not a curated record. NCBI's taxonomy places the organism in Eukaryota, Viridiplantae, Streptophyta, Pinopsida, Cupressales, Cupressaceae. The coding region runs from base 48 to 2726 and encodes 892 amino acids. Gene Ontology annotation, molecular function: RNA binding; zinc ion binding; protein binding. Gene Ontology annotation, biological process: RNA modification.
AAGUUUUUUGAACGACAAAUAUCGGUUUUUUUCACAGAAAUGAAUAAAUGCUUCCAUUCUACCGCUUACAGCGGAUUCUGCUUACAACUCAAAACCCUCAAGAAGACUUUCGUGUUUAUCUUCAACUAUUGCAGAUCGGCAUUGCCAAGACUGCUCUUUCACAUGGGAAACAAAUCCAUUCUCUCAUCUCUUACAGGGGAGUUGCGUUUUCUACGCAUGCAUUUGUCCGAAACAAGCUUAUCGACAUGUAUAUCAAAUGCGGGAGUUUGGUGGAUGCUCGUCAAGUUUUCGCCGACAUGAAAGAACGUGAUUGCUUCUCAUGGAAUGCAAUGAUUGCAGCUUACCGAAGAGAUGGGUGUCCAGAAGAGGCAUUGACACUGUUUCAGCAAAUGCAACGAAUAGGUGUGCAACCCAACCAGUUCACUUAUUCCAGCAUUCUCCAAGCCUGUGCCAAAACAAGAGCUUUGGAACAGGGCAUGGAUAUCCAUCAAAGUAUAAUGGAAAAUGGUUUGUUGUCAGAUGUUGUAGUUGGAAGUGCCCUAGUAAACAUGUAUGCAAAAUGUGGAAAUAUAUACAAGGCACGUCAAGUGUUUGACAAAAUGCCUCAGAAAAAUGAAAUCUCAUGGAAUACCAUGAUUGCAGGGUAUGCACAAAAUGGUGUUCUCGUCGAGGCUUUGAGACUUUUCGAAGACAUGCCUCAGAGAAAUGUGGUUUCGUGGACUGCAUUGAUUGCCGUAUAUGCUCAAAAUGGGUUUGUUGAAGAGGCAUUAGAAAGUUUUAAGGAAAUGCAGUUGGCAGGUGUAAAGCCAAAUUCCACAACCUUUGUGAGCAUCCUCCCCGCCUGUGCCAAAAUGGGGGCUCUGGAACAGGGUUCGAAUAUCCACCAAAGCAUAGUCGAAGGAGGAUUUGCGUUGGAUGUAGAAGUUACGAAUGCCCUAAUAGACAUGUAUGCAAAAUGUGGAUGGAUUCAGAAGGCAUGUGAUCUAUUUAACGAUUUGCCUCAGCCAGAUGUGGUUUCAUGGAAUGCAUUGACUGCAGGAUAUAUACAAAGCGGUAGUGUUGACAAGGCUUUAAAGAUUUUCAAAGAAAUGCCUCAAAAAAAUGUGGUAUCGUGGACUACGAUAAUUGCAGGUUAUGCACAAAGUGGGUUUGUUGAAGAGGCCUUGCAAACUUUUAGGCAAAUGCAAUUGGCAGGUGUAAAGCCGAACUCCGCAACCUUUGCAAGCAUCCUCACAGCCUGUGCCAAAAUGGGCGCUUUAGAACAUGGCAUGGAAACCCAUCAAAGCAUAAUUGCAAGCGGAUUUAUGCGAGAUGUUGUUGAUGCAAAUGCCCUGAUAGACAUGUAUGCAAAAUGUCGAAGCGUUCAGAAGGCACGCAAAGUGUUCAGUAAAAUGUCUACACGAGAUAUUGUCUCAUGGAAUGCAAUGACUGCAGGCUAUGCACAUAAUGGUAUCCUUGACCAGGUUUUACAGCUUUUCAAAGAAAUGCCUCAAAGAAAUGUGGUCUCAUGGACUCUGAUGAUUGCAGGAUAUGCACAAAAUGGAUUUGUUGAGAAGGCAUUGGAAACUUUCAAGCAAAUGCAAUUGACAGUUGUAAAGCCAAACUCUACUACCUUUGUGAGCGUUCUCCCAGCCUGUGGGAAGAUGGGAGCUUUGGAACAGGGUAUGGACAUCCAUCGAAGCAUAAUUGAAAGCGGAUUUUUGUCAGAUGUUGUAGUUGCAAAUGCCCUAAUCGAUAUGUAUGCCAAAUGCGGUAGCAUAAAGAAGGCAAGUGCACUGUUUGACAAAAUAUCCCAACGAGAUGUAGUAUCAUGGAAUGCAAUGACUGCAGGAUAUGCACAAAAUGGAUUUUGUAAGGAUGCUAUCAAACUCUUUGAACUAAUGAAGCUCUCUGGAACAUCCCCGGACCACAUAAGUUUUUCUUGUGUUUUAUAUUCAUGUUGCCAUGCAGGUUUAGUAGAAGAGGGCUGUAAAUACUUAAAUGGCAUGAGCGAAUCUUAUUGCAUUACUCCUACAAUUGAUCAUUAUGUGUGCAUGGUUGACCUACUUGGCCGUGCUGGCUAUCUUGAGGAAGCUCUAGAAUUUAUCAUCAAAUUGCCAUUUAAACCUGUUGUGAUUGUGUGGAUGUGCUUGCUUGGUGCCUGUAGAUCAGAAAAGAAUAUACGUUUAGGGUUAUUUACAGCAACUCUCCUUUUUGAGCUGGAUCCUAAAAAUUCCGCUUCUUAUGUUCUCCUUUCAAAUAUCUAUGCAGAAGUGGGCAGGUGGAAUGAGGUUCAUAAGGUAAGAAAAUUGAUGAAAGAUGGAAGAAUUAAGAAGAUACCUGGAUGUAGUUGGAUUGAAAUCCACAAAAUGGUACAUACUUUUUGUGUAGGGGACAGAUCGCACCCACAAACAAAGGAGAUAUAUGAAAAAUUGGAGGAAUUGUCUUGCGGAAUGAAGGCAGCAGGGUAUUCUCCAGGUAUACAUCAUGUAUUGAAUGAUGUUGAUGAAGAGGAAAAGGAAUUAUUCCUCCAGCAUCACAGUGAGAAAUUGGCAAUUGCCUUUGGAUUGUUAAACACACCCCCUGGAAAAACUAUUAGAGUCGUCAAAAACCUUCGUGUAUGUGUUGACUGCCACACUGCAACCAAGUUUAUCUCCAAGAUGGUUACAAGACAAAUUAUUGUGAGAGAUGCGAACCGGUUCCAUCACUUCACACAAGGGCAGUGUUCUUGUGGAGAUUUUUGGUGAUGCUAAGUGGCAACCUGUAAACAUAAGCUUGCACUUUAACAAGUUGCAGCAUGUCAGAACAGCAGUGAUAUGUUGGGAUCAGCUUUUAUUUUCGGUUUCCAAAAGUGUUAUCUUUAAAGUAUCUGGAGAUCUAAAUCACGCUGUUCACUUCAUAAAAUCAAUAUCCACAGUAUGCAAUGUGCAAAUGGCCUAACUGUACUGGUGGGGUGUUUGUUAAAGCCUUUUUAAAUAAUACCAUAGAACUGUCAAGACUUUGAUCUAUUUUAUUCGGGAAGCCUGUACAUUUUUGGAAUGAAAAGGUGGAGGAGCAGGUGGAUAAGAGGAAUUCUUGAAGGAAAUAGGAAGGCCAGCUCCAAAGGUGAGAGAACAGCUUACAAGACCAAUCCGAUGCUUGGAGAUAAUGGGAAGAUAGUUUUUUGAUAGAUCUUUACUCAAACCUGUCAUUUAGUAUGGUCCUCUGUCUGGAUCAGCUGUAUUAUCAGGUCUGCCAUUGGAGAUAAAUCAUAUACACCAGAUCAUACAUGAAAACCUAUGUAAGUUUAUGUGGAUUUAUUUGUCAGGAAUUUUUAAUGUGCUUUCACAUUAGUAAUUGGCCUUGUGUGUAUGGUGCUUAAGAACUUGCAUACUGAAGUUUGUAGGUUGAUGUUAGAGAAUAAAAUCUGUAUAUGUAUCAUUAAAACCACAAUUGACAUUAAAUUGAUAUUAGUGGGAGGAGGGUUGGAAGGUGACCUGGAGAGAGUUAUAUAUGCAAUGGUCUUUCUUUGUUUGCCUAUCGAUCUCUGGACAACAAAGAGAAGCACAUGGUUUGUAGAUUGAUCAAAAAGGGAAAGAUAGUAUUUGGAAUUA